Messenger RNA from Condylostylus longicornis, 1728 nucleotides. RefSeq names its product post-GPI attachment to proteins factor 2-like. Lineage: Eukaryota; Metazoa; Arthropoda; Insecta; Diptera; Dolichopodidae. Gene Ontology annotation, biological process: GPI anchor biosynthetic process. The coding region runs from base 542 to 1444 and encodes 300 amino acids. The transcript has 5 exons. The record is from RefSeq and is a predicted model, not a curated record. Gene Ontology annotation, cellular component: Golgi membrane; endoplasmic reticulum membrane.
GCGCAUAAAUGGCAUUACGGAAAAGUUAUCCCUUUUGGGUUGACAAGUUCGAUUGAUUUGCUUUUGAUAAAGAAAAAAAAUAAAAGUAGAUAAAAAAAACUUGAAAAUUUUGCAGUUAGCAAUUUUAAAAACCAAUUAGUUCCAACUACAAUUGGAGAGAUCAAAAUCUUUCAUCUAUAACAAAAAUUAAUACCAAAAUGAAAAUGUACUUAAUAUAGGACUAAAAAUAGAAAAGUGCAAAAAUGAUUUAAAAAAUUUUUAUUGAAGGUAAAAAAGAAUUUGUAUGUACUUGCGAAGUGAAAAGUCAAUUUUACAUUGAACUUCACUCGCAGUACACAAAUUUUAUACAUAAUUAAACAAAUUAAUUUUUAAAUAAUUACAAAAAAAGGUGAAAAAAAAGUAAUUGUGCAUAAAAUAAUCGAUAAAGAAUUUAGAGGAAAAAAAUACAAAAUUUUUAGUUUGUUUUUGUUUUCGGACAAAAAAAAAAGAAAAAACUCCUAUAUAUUUCAAAAAUUAAUUGGUUUUAAGUGUAUAUUUUGAGAUGAAUAAACAGCAAAUUCAAAGUACAAACCGCGAAAUUCAAGAAAAUCAGAUUGAAGAAGCUGAGGAUCCAAAUAAAAAUGUUGCCAAUAAUUCCGAAAAGUUUGUUGUUCAUCUUAUAGUUGACUUCCAUGAAAUAUGUAAGAUAACAGCAGCACUUCCUUUAGUCACAUUACUUUCCUGUUUUGUAACGGCGUACGUCUUCCAAUCUGAAGAGGUCCACGAGACUCAUUGUCGAGUUUAUAAUAUUAUACCAUCAAUAAGUGCUAUUACUGGUGUUAGUCCGCAACGUUAUUUUUGGCGGUUAUGUAUUGCGUUUCAUAUAGGUCCAAGAAUUCCAAUAACAGUUAUGUAUCGAAAUUAUUAUCGGAAUUAUUUAUUAAUGCACGAUUUAACCGAUGACGUUUUUAAAAGAGCCAAAUUAUUAAUUAAUUUAGUUUUUUGGUUGCAUAUGGUUGAAGUAAUUGCUUUAGGUGGUGUUACAUACGUUUCAAAUCGAGAAAAUUAUCCCAUUCAUGAGAAAAUAUUCAUAACAUUUAUGGUGUGCUCAUUGUGUCAUAUGUUGGCAACAAUUAAAUUGUAUGAAAUAUUACAUCCGAAAGAAAAAAUUACCGAAACUCAAGAAAAAUCAUUAAAAUGGAAGAAAAUUAUAUUUGCGGUUUCAAUUUUAAGUACAAUUGGAUUGUUUUUAUUUUUCCUGAAACAUCGAUUGUUUUGUCACGAAUUAGCUUUUAGUUGGUUUGCACUAUGUGAAUAUAUUAUUGCAACAGCCAAUAUGGUUUUUCAUUGUACAACAAUAUGGGAUUUCCCUUCGGAAUAUUUACUUUUAGCCCAAGGAUCACGUGAAUAUUUUGAAAAACAUUUUCUUAAAACUACAUUAAUUGACAAGAAAAAAGUCAAUUAAAAUUUAUCCUUAAAUUAAGAAGAAAAAUUUAAUUCUCUUUUUAAGAAAUUGUAUUUAAUUAAAUUUUAGAAACAACAAAAACUAAAAAAAAAAAACAGAUAAUAAAUUAAUUCAAUAUUAAAAAAUAAAAAAAAAUAAUAAAAUUAUUGUUUAUUAGGUAAAAUUAAAUAAUUUAAUUAACAUGUAUUUGUAUGUAUUUAAAGUAUACAUAUGUAUGUUUAUAUAUAUGUUUAUACAUAUUUGUAUAUGUACAUAAAUAUAUAUAUUUAUAAUUAUAUAGUUAA